GACGAAGAAGAAGACGUUUGACGCGCCGUAGUUCUGUGUCAACAUGGCCGCACGCGCUGGAGACAAGCGUGGUCUGGAGCAUUUAGAUGAAUAUGACCCAAAACAAGCAAAACAGCAAAAAAGCUUGCACGAACAGAUGACGGAAAAGCGUCUUGUUGUUGUUUUGGAAGGAGCGACGCUUGAAACCGUAAAGGUUGGAAAGACAUUUGAGUUGCUGAACUGUGAUCAACAUAAGAGUAUGAUCAUAAAAAGCGGAAGAGACCCUGGGAAGAUUCGUCCUGACAUCACUCAUCAGUGCCUGUUGAUGUUACUGGACAGUCCUCUGAACAGAGCUGGACUGCUUCAAGUCUACAUUCACACAGAGAAGAACGCUUUGAUCGAGAUCAACCCACAGACGAGAAUUCCUCGCACUUUUGCACGAUUUUGUGGACUAAUGGUCCAGCUGCUGCACAAGCUGAGCGUGAGAGCAGCAGAUGGUCCUCAACGCUUGUUAAGGCUGAUUAAAAAUCCAGUGUCGGAUCACCUGCCAGCUGGAUGCCCCCGAUAUUCGACGUCGUUCAAAGCAGGAGAUGCUGUGUGUCCCCGAACAAUCGUCCCUAAAGAUGGACCUGCCGCUGUUGUCAUUGGAGCGUUUGCACAUGGAGCAGUGAAUAUCGACUACACCGAGAAGACGGUGUCCAUCAGUAACUAUCCUCUGUCUGCAGCUCUGACCUGUGCUAAGAUGUGUUCAGCGUUUGAAGAGGUUUGGGGAGUGUUAUGACCAAACCAGACUGUUACGAACUGCCAGGAACAGAUCUUUGGACUGUGAUGUGUGUAUGUAUACAAUCCAUUCCUUGGAGCAAAAAUUGUGUUAUAUGACGGGACAACAGAGGAGAAUAUUUCAUAAUACAAUUUAAACUCACACUGACGCAAACCAGCAUACCCUUUAAAGUGUGGGGUAUUUAACUUUGGAUUCAUUUUGUAUAAGUUUAUACAUUUAAUAAUAAACCCAGAUUUACAUGUGUGAAACAACACUUUGUCUUUAUUCUCCUUACAGUGAACAAUAGCGUGCAACAGCGGGCUACAUUUUUAGCAGCCUUGGUUUCUGGAAGUUUUCUUUUUCUAUUCAAAAUGUCCACGUUAAAGGAGUGUAAGCCAUAAAUAAAACUACAAUUCCAUGAAGCAUUCUGAAUGACAAUAAAAAUGGAGAAAUAUAAAUUCAAAGUUGUUUACAUGAAUAGCAACAGCGUUUAGGAUAGAUAAAAUAGUACUACGGAGUUGUGUUUUAAAGGUUCUUUACACCGAACUGUUCAAAAGAACCGAUUCCCACUAAAGAAUCGGACCUCCAAUCAUUACUUCCAUAGCGAGAGCAUCAUGUUAUUCCCUGUGCUUCGUGGGAGUGGCAAAAAAUUACAAAUUGUGGCUCUGAUUGAGAGAUUUGGUGUGUGUAAUCACGUGCAGUGUAAUUUAUCAACAGGAAUUCUGCUUUAAAACUCAGUUCUUAAAAAUGUGCCGUUGAUUAACAACCCCAAGUUCGCAUCAGGUCUGUCUUUGAAGGUUUUUUAUCAUUAAAAAUAAAUUCCCUUCUAGAGAAUAUGAAAUGAUUUGUAACUUCCAGACUUUUGCAAUCACCAGGUUUUAUUGAGCAUUAUUCUGAAAUGUUAUUUUCAAGUUCUCUUUUUAAGCGUCUCUUCGCUUUUAGACAUGUUCUGGUUUAUCACAGUUGUCUUAUGGUUGUACUGUAUCUUUAAUCUUGUAUUCUCUAUUCUCACUAUACAUUUAGAAAGAUUUAAAAAACUCCUAUGUUUAGGCUCCGGACCAUUAAACUUCCUUGACCAU
Carassius auratus (goldfish) is the source of this 1818-nucleotide messenger RNA. RefSeq names its product EMG1 N1-specific pseudouridine methyltransferase (gene emg1). The coding region runs from base 44 to 760 and encodes 238 amino acids. NCBI's taxonomy places the organism in Eukaryota, Metazoa, Chordata, Actinopteri, Cypriniformes, Cyprinidae. The transcript has 5 exons. Gene Ontology annotation, molecular function: rRNA binding; rRNA (pseudouridine) methyltransferase activity. Gene Ontology annotation, cellular component: small-subunit processome; nucleus. The record is from RefSeq and is a predicted model, not a curated record. Gene Ontology annotation, biological process: rRNA base methylation.